Messenger RNA from Alligator mississippiensis (American alligator), 2796 nucleotides. RefSeq names its product ubiquitin specific peptidase 22 (gene USP22). Gene Ontology annotation, biological process: protein deubiquitination. The coding region runs from base 327 to 1904 and encodes 525 amino acids. NCBI's taxonomy places the organism in Eukaryota, Metazoa, Chordata, Crocodylia, Alligatoridae. Gene Ontology annotation, molecular function: zinc ion binding; cysteine-type deubiquitinase activity. The record is from RefSeq and is a predicted model, not a curated record. The transcript has 14 exons.
ACCAUUAAACACCGCGGAGGGGGGGGGGGGAGAUUUAAAGAGACAGGCGCAGCGCGGCGGCCGGCCGGGGGAGCGGCGGCGGCGGCCGGGCGGAGGACAAGAGGCGCCCCCUCCCCCCCCGCCGCCAGGCCCCCCGCGCCCGCCGGCCUCCAUGAGGUAGAGGCGGCGGCGCCUCCCCAGCCCCAUCUUUGUGCGGCCCGGCCCGGCCCGGCCCGGCCCGGCCCCGCGCUUUGUUCGGCGCCGGGGGAGCCGCCGCGCCCGCCCGCCCGCCCGGGGGCCGCUGAGGCGGCGGCUGAGGCGGCCCGGAUUGAUGUGGGGGGUCUGACAUGAGUCCGCCGGCGGCCGGGUGCUGCCAUGUGACCGGCUUCAAGGUGGAGAACUGGAAGCAGAACCUGCGGGCGAUCUACCAGUGCUUCGUGUGGAGCGGCUCGGCCGAGACCAGGAAAGCCAAGGCAAAGUCGUGCAUUUGUCACAUGUGUGGUGCCCACCUGAACAGACUUCACUCUUGCCUCUACUGUGUCUUCUUUGGCUGUUUCACAAAGAAACAUAUUCACGAGCACGCGAAGACAAAGCGACACAACUUAGCCAUAGACCUUUUGUAUGGGGGUAUAUACUGCUUUAUGUGUCAAGAUUACAUUUACGACAAAGACAUGGAACAAAUUGCCAAAGAAGAACAACGGAAAGCUUGGAAAUUACAAGCCUUCACCCCAACAGUGGUUUCUCACUACCAGUGUACAAUGACAGGCAUUGGAGAGAAGUAUUCAACAUGGGAGCCAACCAAACGAGAAUUAGAAUUGCUACGGCACAACCCCAAGCGGAGAAAAAUAACCACAAACUGCACCAUAGGGCUCCGAGGGCUAAUCAAUCUUGGGAACACAUGUUUUAUGAACUGUAUUGUCCAGGCACUUACCCACACUCCACUGCUGCGAGAUUUCUUCCUCUCCGACAGGCACAAAUGUGAAAUGCAAAGUCCCAGCUCAUGUCUGGUCUGUGAAAUGUCUACGCUCUUUCAGGAGUUUUACUCUGGGCACCGAUCUCCUCACAUUCCAUAUAGGUUAUUGCACCUGGUAUGGACGCAUGCACGGCAUUUAGCAGGGUACGAGCAACAGGAUGCACAUGAGUUCCUUAUUGCUGCAUUAGACGUGCUACACAGACACUGCAAAGGUGAUGAUAAUGGAAAGAAGGCCAACAACCCCAACCACUGUAACUGCAUCAUAGACCAAAUCUUCACAGGCGGACUGCAGUCUGAUGUCACGUGUCAAGUCUGCCAUGGUGUUUCCACAACAAUAGACCCAUUUUGGGACAUCAGUUUGGAUUUGCCAGGCUCCUCCACCCCGUUCUGGCCGCUGAGUCCUGGGAGCGAUGGCAGUGUGGUGAAUGGGGAGAGCCACGUAUCGGGCACCACCACGCUCACAGACUGCUUGCGAAGGUUUACAAGGCCAGAACAUCUAGGAAGCAGUGCCAAAAUCAAAUGUAGUGGUUGCCAUAGUUACCAGGAAUCUACCAAACAACUCACUAUGAAGAAAUUACCCAUUGUGGCCUGUUUUCAUCUCAAACGGUUUGAACAUUCAGCUAAGCUGAGGCGAAAGAUCACUACAUACGUCUCCUUCCCACUGGAGCUGGACAUGACACCAUUUAUGGCUUCCAGUAAAGAGAGCAGGAUGAACGGGCAAUACCAGCAGCCUACGGAUAGUCUAAACAAUGAUAAUAAGUAUUCCUUGUUUGCAGUAGUUAAUCACCAAGGAACCUUGGAGAGCGGGCACUAUACCAGCUUCAUCCGGCAACACAAGGACCAGUGGUUCAAAUGUGAUGACGCCAUCAUCACCAAGGCUAGCAUUAAGGAUGUACUAGACAGUGAAGGAUAUUUGCUGUUCUAUCACAAACAGUUCCUGGAGUAUGAGUAGCCUUAUCCAGCAGCUUGUCAGAUGAAUGAAAGGAAGCAAAUAAGCAAGCCUUCUGAAAUGACACACAAACCUACCUGAAAUGAAAAGACCCAUUAAACAACAACUAGCACUGAGCUGUAACAGGACCUACUUGACACUGGCUCACAGCCUGGCGGAGUAAGAAACGAACAAUGUCCAAUGUGUAUGCAGUCCUGCAAGGACAGAAAGGGGGGAAAAUAAAGAGGCUACAGUCAGUCACGUAAGAGAGGAAAUAUUACAAUGAAAGGAAUGCUCUGGGUGGGGAAACGGGAGCAGAGGAGUCCGGGCAAUGGUACAUCUCCUGUGGUCCUCCGAAAUGUGUGUGGGAAGGCAAGGGGGGUGUACCCUCAUCUCCAUACAGCAUCUUCUCCAUUGGUGCUUCAGCUCCAACUGACCAAUCAUAUAACAGUUAUAAUUCAAAAAAAAAAAAUCCAAGCCCAUUUUUUUUAUGCAUAUGGGUCUGAAAGCAGUGAAGUGGAGGAGGAGGGGAUGACACAAUUAAGGACUUUGCAAGUAUCUUUUUAUUUGUGAAUUUUAGUUAUUAAAUAAAUACAGUAUGAAACUAUUAGACUCUUUUGUUUCGACAAACUUAAAAAAGAAAACCCUGGAUUGUGGAACCGAAGCGACAGUACUGAGACAGGUUUCCAAGCAUGCCUGCGGCCCAGGUACCAUUGAUGCCAUUGGACUGCUCAUCACAGCAUCAGCACAGAGUCUUGUUCUGUUUGAGCCCUUUUUUUUGUUUUUGUUUUGUUUUGUUUUCUAUAAAUAGCUAUUUUCUUAAUUUUUUUUCCUUUUAUUCCCUUUUUUUCACGAGAAUGAAAUUCAUAAAUGCAACCAUCAGUAAAAUGAAUGAAUUGGCGUGUUUAUACUGUAA